AUGGCCCUGUGGACGCGCCUCCUGCCCCUGCUGGCCUUGCUGUCCCUCUGGACCCCUGCCCCGACCCGGGCCUUCGUCAACCAGCACCUGUGCGGCUCCCACCUGGUGGAGGCGCUGUACCUGGUGUGCGGGGAGCGUGGCUUCUUCUACACGCCCAAGGCCCGCCGGGAGGCGGAGGACCUUCAGGGGAAGGACGCGGAGCUGGGGGAGGCGCCUGGCGCGGGCGGCCUGCAGCCCUCGGCCCUGGAGGCGCCCCUGCAGAAGCGGGGCAUCGUGGAGCAAUGCUGUGCCAGCGUCUGCUCGCUGUACCAGCUGGAGCAUUACUGCAACUAG
Panthera uncia (snow leopard) is the source of this 333-nucleotide messenger RNA. RefSeq names its product insulin (gene INS). Gene Ontology annotation, molecular function: hormone activity. The transcript is spliced from 2 exons. Gene Ontology annotation, cellular component: extracellular region. NCBI's taxonomy places the organism in Eukaryota, Metazoa, Chordata, Mammalia, Carnivora, Felidae. Gene Ontology annotation, biological process: glucose homeostasis; positive regulation of protein secretion. The coding region runs from base 1 to 333 and encodes 110 amino acids. The record is from RefSeq and is a predicted model, not a curated record.